Messenger RNA from Bipolaris maydis ATCC 48331, 921 nucleotides. The record is from RefSeq and is a predicted model, not a curated record. NCBI's taxonomy places the organism in Eukaryota, Fungi, Ascomycota, Dothideomycetes, Pleosporales, Pleosporaceae.
AUGCGUGGGUCACGGUGCUGGGCGACUGCACUUGUUCAAUUUCUACUUGUUUCUAUCCAACUUCCUACAACAUGCUUGGCACACGACAGUGUUCAAGUCGUAACAGCGUCAGUGAUAACACCAGGCCAACCGAGCUCGACGAUCACAGCACCGGCACAGACACAUACGAUUCAAGUUGGUCUAGCAGAUCACAAGUUCAGACCCGAGGCAACGAUGGCCAACGUCGGUGAUACUGUGGAAUUUGCCUUUUACCCGCUCAACCACAGCGUUGUUCGCGCCGAGUACGGUUUCCCAUGUAUACCCUACGAGAUGACAGGAGCAUCCAAAAUAGGGUUCUUUUCUGACUUCCAUCCCGUCGACACGGUCUUGUCGUCACCACCCACAUACCGUAUCGUCAUUAAUGAUACCGACCCCAUCUUCUUCUACUGCUCCGCCCCCGGCAGUUGUAUCAACUAUGGAAUGGUAGGCGCCAUUAACCCCAACGCCUCGGCGAGUGUACAGGAGCAGCAACAGCUGGCACUGGACAGCAUGUACAUGCUCAACCCAGGCGAACCCUUUCCAGCCGAAACACUCUCACCGAGUAACCCGCCGACCAGCACUCCAACAUCCAGUCCAGUUCCAGAAAAUACAGCCAGCACUAAGAGCCGCCUCUCCACCCGCGCCAUAAUUGCCAUGUCUGUCACCAGCGCCAGCAUCACCAUCCUCGCCGCCCUCCUCUUCUUCUUCUGGGGUCGCACCAAAUCCCUAAAAGAGGAAAUAAAGCGCAAAGCCGAGGGACCAGCGCUGAAGACUGAGUCGCGCGCUCAGUGUACGGGGCGUGCUGCUGGCGAUGCGGCACGGGGCGACAAGGACGUCCCCGGCUAUUUUGAUGCCGUGUUUGCUAAGCAGAUGACGAGGGGCCGGGCGGAGAGUGGGGAGUAA